Molecule: messenger RNA, 1063 nt
Organism: Fundulus heteroclitus (mummichog)
Lineage: Eukaryota; Metazoa; Chordata; Actinopteri; Cyprinodontiformes; Fundulidae
Gene: smn1
Product: survival of motor neuron 1, telomeric
Exons: 8
Coding region: 80-934 (284 amino acids)
Biological process (GO): mRNA processing
Cellular component (GO): cytoplasm; nucleus
Molecular function (GO): RNA binding
Source: RefSeq, a predicted model, not a curated record
GCCGAACGUCACAAUUUCCGACGCACGUUGCUGCGUUAGCUAGCGUUAGCUAACACACACACACACAAGAAGCCUGGAUAUGGCGAACGGGUGCAAAGACGUGUUGUUUACCCGCGGAAAUGGACAGAGUGAUGAUUCAGACAUCUGGGAUGAUACCGCGCUUAUAAAAGCAUACGAUAAAGCUGUUGCAUCCUUCAAGACUGCCCUAAAGGGCGAAGACGAACCGCAGGACUCUAAGAAAACCCAACCAGGAAAGAAACGGAAGAACAACAAGAAGAACCAGGGCAGAAAACGUACCAAUGCACCGCCUGAUAAAGAGUGGCAGGUUGGGGACUCUUGCAAUGCUUACUGGUCAGAGGACGGCCAGCUCUAUGCAGCCACCAUCUCAUCCAUAGACCACCAGAGAGGUACUUGUGUGGUUGUUUACACAGGUUAUGGCAACGAGGAAGAGCAGAAUCUGGAAGACCUGCUGUCAGAGAUCUCAGAGGCUGAUGAAGCAGCGACUCCCACCAAGGAAAAAGUGGAAGAGUCUUCCACAGAAGAGAGCGACAGGUCGACCACACCAAACCAACACAAGCAGCAGCCACACGGUAAAACUCAGAGGUCCAAAUCUCACAAACCGCCGCCUUCUAUGUGGCCUCCUGGUUUCCCUGGAUUUCCCCCUGGACCUCCCCCCAUGCACGAUUUCAAACAAAGGGAAGGCGGACGGUCUGCUGGUCAUGGAUCCGUACCUCCACCCUGGCCUCCUAUGAUGCCUUUCGCUCCUCCUAUGAUCCCUCCCCCUCCACCAAUGAGCCCUGACAUGGUGGAUGACGAAGCAUUGGGCAGCGUGCUCAUAUCCUGGUACAUGAGCGGCUAUCACACAGGAUACUACCUGGGUUUGAAGCAAGGACGGAAAGAAGCAAACAAGUGGACAAAACUUCACCACAAAUGAACAAGCUUCAGUUUGACUGGCUUUGAAACCAAGAAACGUUGAGUCUGAUUUAUGCUCAAGACGUCUUUGACUAAAAUGUUUUGUAUUCUUUGUAAAUAGAUUAAAUAAAGGCUGUCAGAAUAAACAGUA